UUGCCUGCAUUACCUUUACUUGUCGCUUAGCGGCGCUAGUGAACAAAAUGGCGACAGUCAUGCAGAGAAUCGUAAAACCCAAGACCCAGGCAGCAAAGCGAGCGUUGGAGGUGAGAGCACCAAAAUUAGAGGAGAACGACAAGGUGGCCAUGUUCAUUAAGGGUGGACACACCAGUGAGACUAUCACACAGGUGCUCAAGGAGCUGUAUUUACUGAAGAAACCAAAUGCCAUCUCAUUCAAAAGGAAAAACAUCAUGAGACCCUUUGAUGACCAGUCCUCAAUAGAGUUUUUCUCCCAGAAGAAUGAUUCUUCCUUGUUCCUGUUUGGGUCCCACAGCAAAAAAAGACCAAACAACCUUGUACUUGGUCGUCUGUAUGACCACCAUGUGUUAGACAUGGUAGAGCUGGGUGUGGUGAACUUCAGGUCCAUGCAGGACUUCCCUACAGAGAAGAUCGCCAUGGGAACCAAACCCUGCCUGGUGUUUGAAGGAGAGGCCUUCGAGCAGGACCACGAGCACAGGAGGCUCAAGAACAUGCUGAUAGACUUUUUCCGAGGCGUGAAGGCGAACAACGUGCGACUACAGGGUUUAGAACAUGUGCUACAGUUUACAGCGCUGGACGGCAAGGUCAUGGUCAGGAGUUACAAAGUCCUGCUGAAGAAGUCCGGCAGCCGUACCCCUCGUGUGGAACUGUCGGAGAUCGGCCCUGCGCUGGACCUGGAGGUACGCAGAACACGCCUGGCCUCAGAUGACCUCUACAAGAAGGCCUGCAAGAAACCCAAGAAGGGCAAGCCCAAGAAGGUGAAGAAUGUGAAGACUGACGUGUUUGGAGCUAAGAUGGGGCGUGUCCACAUGGAGAGACAAGACUUCAGUAAACUCCAGACCAGGAAGAUGAAGGGUCUGAAGAGACAGGCACCAGGAGACACGGAGACCGCCAAGAAGGCAAAAACAGAGUCUUCAGAACUCGCAGAGUCCUGACGCUUCAGGAACUUUAUAAGUGGUGUGUAAAUCAUAAUGUAUUAUUAUGAUAUUGAACCAGUGUUUAAGCCAGCCUGAAAUUUUUUGGUCAUUUGGUCAAUUUUCUUUGGUGUUCCCAUGAAAAUUAGAAAUCUUGACCCUUUGAAAGGCUAUUUCCUGCAUUUUGAGAGGCAAAAUUUGCAGGUAGACUAACCUUAGUUUAGCAGCAUCUCUUUCUAUCAUCAUCUUUUCCUACAUAUUCCAUAUCUCGAUUUUUGUUCAUCAAAUAUAAUCGAUUGGGCAAAAUUUGUGUUCGUCAUGACUGACAAAAUGCUAUCAAAUGAUGGAAAGACAGACGCUGGCUAGAACCCAACUCUUCUCAUCAACAAAACUUUGAUACCCUAAAGUACUGAAAGAUAAAAAUACCUCAAAAUUGUACCUGAGUAUUAUAUAAAACCUUAAGAAUUGUGCUACUUGCAUAUGACUCCAAGAUUUGGAGUUUAAUUUUGUAAGCUAUGCUAGUUGUUACAUACAUGUAGUAAUGCUGGUAUACUACUGUGUCUACCAGUAUGAUAUUAAUAUGUUUCAACUAAUACGUAACAGUACAUAACUAUAUGUAUGUCAAA
Messenger RNA from Branchiostoma belcheri (Belcher's lancelet), 1582 nucleotides. Its product is annotated as ribosome production factor 2 homolog. Bases 48 to 977 code for a protein of 309 amino acids. Gene Ontology annotation, cellular component: nucleolus. The record is from RefSeq and is a predicted model, not a curated record. The transcript is spliced from 9 exons. Gene Ontology annotation, biological process: ribosomal large subunit assembly; maturation of LSU-rRNA from tricistronic rRNA transcript (SSU-rRNA, 5.8S rRNA, LSU-rRNA). NCBI's taxonomy places the organism in Eukaryota, Metazoa, Chordata, Leptocardii, Amphioxiformes, Branchiostomatidae. Gene Ontology annotation, molecular function: rRNA binding.